Camponotus floridanus (Florida carpenter ant) is the source of this 2224-nucleotide messenger RNA. It is a transcript of the gene TM9SF4, whose product is annotated as transmembrane 9 superfamily member 4. Gene Ontology annotation, cellular component: membrane. The record is from RefSeq and is a predicted model, not a curated record. Gene Ontology annotation, biological process: protein localization to membrane. The coding region runs from base 191 to 2080 and encodes 629 amino acids. NCBI's taxonomy places the organism in Eukaryota, Metazoa, Arthropoda, Insecta, Hymenoptera, Formicidae. The transcript is spliced from 10 exons.
AUCCCGGGAUCGUCGCACGCAUGCGCGAAAAGAGGGCCUGUCUAUCAACACUACGGUCUUGACGUGACAUCGCGGGUGCGAAUUUGAGGUGGCGACGAGAUCGAGGACGAGAAACUGUGCGAGUGAAAGAGAAAGAGGGAAAGACGGCGUGGCGCGCCUUCGUAAAGAGUAACGAUACGAAUCGCGUAGAAUGGGAAGAUUACAGAGACAUGGUGCCGUAUUAGUGGUAAUAUCCCUCUUAUUAGAAACCAAUGGCUUCUAUGUACCUGGAGUUGCUCCAGUGGAGUUCAAGAAGGGCCAGAAGAUUGAUGUUAAAGCUGUCAAAAUGACCAGCAUCCAUACGCAAUUACCAUAUGAAUAUUACUCUCUUCCCUUUUGUCGACCCAAGAAAGAAAUUGUUUACAAGUCUGAAAAUUUGGGUGAAGUGCUGCGAGGUGACAGGAUUGUAAAUACUCCAUACGAGGUUGUAAUGGGAGAAGAUAUCAGUUGUAGAUUGUUAUGUCACAGCUCAAAAAUGCCGAUGACCUGGAACGAACCUGAAUCCCAGCACGUUAUCCAGAUGGUUCAGCACGAAUAUUUUGUCCAUUUAUUAAUAGAUAAUCUACCAGCAGCUACUAGAAAGAAACACAAAGAGACAAAUAAUGUGGUUGUUUAUCAAGGAUAUCGCUUGGGUGGAAUAAUAAAUGAUCAAGUGUACAUCAACAAUUAUCUUAAGCUAAUAUUAAGCUAUCACAAACAUGGCGAGGACGAAUUUAGAGUAGUCGGAUUCGAGGUUGAAACUCGAUCCGUUGACACAUCUCAAUUAAAGUUCGACGGGAAUACCUGUAUGGUACCGAACGAAGCAAACCAGCAGUUUGUCAAUUCCAAAGGCACAAGCCUCCUGUUUCUAUAUUCGGUUGAAUGGAAAAAAUCAGACGUGAGUUGGGCAAGCAGAUGGGACGUGUAUCUGGGCAUGAGUGAUGUCGAGAUUCAUUGGUUCUCGAUCAUCAAUUCCCUCAUUGUCGUCUUCUUUUUAUCUGGAAUUCUGACAAUGAUCAUGGUGAGGACGCUUAGAAGAGACAUUGCUCGUUAUAAUGCAGGCGAAAGCGACAGUUUGGCUGGUCUUGACGAAACGAUCGAAGAGACUGGUUGGAAGCUAGUCCAUGGAGAUGUGUUUCGACCGCCAACCAACUCCCGCUUAUUUGCUGCCGUGAUCGGCAGUGGCAUCCAAAUUUUUUUUAUGGCUUUGAUCACAAUAUUCUUUGCAAUGUUAGGGAUGCUAUCGCCAGCGAGUCGAGGUGCCUUGGGCACUUGUGCGAUAUUCUUGUACGUGUUUUCCGGUUUGAUCGCCGGUUAUUUCUCAGCGCGAUUGUACAAAACGAUGCGAGGUCGAGAAUGGAGAAGAGCCGCCCUGCUGACGGCGACAUUUUAUCCUGGUAUAGUCUUCACGACAUGUUUCUUCCUAAAUUUCUUCAUAUGGGGAAAACACAGUUCCGGUGCAGUCCCAUUUACUACCAUGAUAGCUCUGCUGUGCCUCUGGUUCGGCAUCUCACUACCUCUGGUCUAUCUCGGUUACUUUUUCGGCUACCGUAAACAGCCCUUCACACAUCCAGUUAGAACAAAUCAAAUCCCCAGACAAGUUCCUGACCAGUUGUGGUACAUGAAUCCAAUAUUAUGUACUUUAAUGGCUGGAAUCUUGCCGUUUGGUGCAGUAUUCAUAGAACUCUUUUUCAUCUUGACUGCACUGUGGGAAAAUCAAUUCUACUACCUCUUUGGAUUUUUAUUCCUUGUUUUCUGCAUCCUUAUAAUUUCGUGUUCGCAGAUAUCGAUAGUCAUGGUCUACUUCCAGUUGUGUGGCGAAGAUUAUAGAUGGUGGUGGCGGAGUUUCAUCGUGAGCGGUGGAUCAGCGGUUUAUGUGCUGGCGUAUUCCAUCUUUUACUUCAUCACCAAACUGGAAAUUACCGAACUAGUACCAACCCUCAUGUAUUUUGGCUACACCGCGUUGAUGGUCCUUACAUUCUGGUUAUUGACCGGUACGAUCGGUUUCUUUGCCGCGUACGCUUUCAUCAGAAAGAUAUACGCGGCUGUCAAGAUAGACUAGUCAAAAUUUUCACUAAUAGAGUAAUGCGAGUGAAUAAAUAGAUUUUUAAUUUAAUGAAGAGAAAAUGAGAGAGAGAGAGAGAGAGAGAAAGAGAUACGAUUUAAGUUUUUUGUAUAGAAACAAUAAAUGGAAUAAGUGGAUUCA